GGCCUGGGGGGUGGAGAGCCCUGUCUAUUGAUGACCUCACGGGGGCCGUGCGGCGGCCGCGCGGCACGCUGGAGCCGCUGAUUGGACGCCCGUGUCACAGCGCCACUUCAAAGCCGGAGAGGAGCCGCGGGACCGUGGAAGAAUGGGCGGAACGCAUCAUUGUAUUGCUCACCUCUAAAAAAAGAAGAAGAAAAGAAAAGGGAAGAAAAGAAAAAAAAACGCUGCUCGGAUUCAUAAAUAUAAAAAGAUCCUCUAGAGGAGGGCUGUGGGUUUUUUUUGUGUGUGAUGGCAACUUCACUUCUAGGGGUGAGUCUCCGAAAAGGACUUUCUUACUGCUUCAAUUAGUUCUUGUCAUUGGCUGCUCCUCUCCUGCUUGGGGAUUACACUUUCAAAUCUGGGGGCAAAGUUACAGCAAAGGCAGUGCUUGGCUUCUAUUUUCGGUAGAUGGGAAUAAAGUUGUGUCUGGUGCGCUUCUCUUGUUUGUAAAAGUUUGUCCAGGAGGAGCCGAGGUUGGGAUCGACUCCUUUAGCCAUGUUGGCUGCAACAUGUAACAAAAUAGGGAGUCCGAGCCCUUCGCCUUCCACCAUUUCGGAUAAUUCCUCCUCUUUCGGGAAAGGCUUCCACCCAUGGAAGAGAGCCGCCGCCAGCAGUUGCAGUCUGGGCUCCGGCCUGUCCGGCUUCGGGGUGUCCCGCAACGGCUCGGCCAUCUCGGACUCGUUCUCCUCCAACGGCUCCACGGGCUCCAGCGCCUUCUCCCUCACGUCCGGCGCCUCACCCGGCUCCCACUUUGGAAACGACUACUCCGUGUUCCAAGCGUCCGUGUCGAACGGCUCGCAGGAGUCGAGCCACCAGCCGAUGUUCAUCUCCAAAGUGCACACGUCCGUGGACAGCCUGCAGGGCAUCUACCCGAGGAUGAGCGUGGCGCACCCGUACGAGUCGUGGUUCAAGUCGUCUCAUCCCGGCAUCCCCGCGGGAGAGGUGGGGACCACAGGGGCAUCCGCGUGGUGGGACGUGGGAGCCGGCUGGAUUGACGUUCAGAACCCCAACGGAGCAGCACUACAGACGUCGUUACAUUCCGGUGGACUGCAGACGUCCUUGCACUCUCCCCUGGGCGGAUAUAAUUCUGAAUAUUCCACUUUAAGUCACUCAGCCUUCAGUACUAACCCCUCUCCGCACCUGUUGUCCACCGGCCAGCACCUGAUGGACGGCUUCAAACCGGUGCUCUCCUCGUACCCGGACACAACCCCAUCUCCGUUAACCGGUGCGGGGGGUGCCAUGCUCUCAGGGGGUCCGCCCGCCUCCUUAGCGGCGUCCCCGAGGUCAUCGGCGCGGCGCUACUCGGGCAGAGCCACCUGCGACUGUCCCAACUGUCAGGAGGCAGAGAGACUGGGACCGGCUGGCGCCAGCCUCCGGAGGAAAGGCCUCCACAGUUGUCAUAUCCCCGGCUGCGGGAAGGUUUACGGGAAAACGUCCCACCUCAAAGCGCACUUGCGCUGGCACACCGGCGAGCGACCGUUUGUGUGCAACUGGCUCUUUUGCGGAAAGCGCUUCACGCGCUCCGACGAGCUCCAGCGACACUUACGCACGCACACUGGGGAGAAAAGGUUCGCCUGCCCGGUGUGCAACAAGAGGUUUAUGCGAAGCGACCACCUGAGUAAGCACGUCAAGACUCACAGCGCCGGUGGGUCGGCCGGUUCGGGCUCUGGAGGCAGCGGGGGUAAGAGGGGCAGCGAUACCGAUAGCGAGCACAGCGCACCGGGGAGCCCCCCGUGCCACUCCCCGGACCUGUUGCACCCGGCCGAGGCGAGACAGGGUGUGGUGGGCAUGAAUGGCCUCUAACUCGGCUUGAUUGUCGUUUAAAGUGUGUGAACCACAAGAAAGUGUCGGGAAAUGUUCUGCAGAGACAUGACAGUGGCGGACAUUACUGUACGUACUGUGUGCGUAAUGCUCCAUCACGGGUGUCGUUGAGAAUGUGAAAAUAUUGGCUUAGACGUUUCUCAUACGUGAGUAUGUGCACAAAGUUCCACCGUCUGGCCUUUGGAAUUAUCUCGGACUUGAAGAUGAUACAAUACUUUGGUGGAUGUUUCAUAAAAAAAGGCCAACAUAUUUCUUGAAUUAUCCUCUACUUUGGUGCACAUGUACCAUCGCAACUGUCAUGAAUAAAAUAGGCCUAUACAUUUCCCAAUAGUGACAUGCUAGGCAAUAUACUUUGGCGUAUCCACAAUAUAUUUAUUAAGAUAAUGAGCUAUAGUGUAUUUCUCCAUAAUCCAUUUUUAAAGACAGUGGAUAACAUUUAGUGUAUGCAUAAAACUCCAUCUAAUUUAAAAUCAACCCAAAACAUUUUUACAAAAGGGCAUUCAAGUGUAUUUAUACUAAGGUAUAUGCACAAUAAUGAAUUUCUUUUUUAAGAGAAUAAGCCUAUACAUUUUUUUGUAUGCAAAAAUUACAAUAAACAAUGUUGAAAGAAUGGGCAUACAUAUUUUUCUUUUGAAACAUAAACGUGUAACCUAACACACAACGAUCAUGUAUUAAGAAAAUAGGAAUUCACUCUUUUUCCUGUUGGAAAAUUAAUGUGUAUACACUCAUGUAUCCACAACGAUCCAUUGCAUUUGUAUUGCGAAAAUAGGCCCCUACGUUUAUUUUUUGGGGGGGUGCUGACUUCCGCACAACGCUCCAUAAUAAGUGUAUUUUAUCGUUAAAUUAGGUCUGUACACUAAUAAUUGAGUACAUGAUACUUAAGCGUUCAAAAGUCCAUGUCAUUAAUUGGGGAAAAUAUAGGCCUAGAUGCAUUAUUGAAGAAAAAAAACGUGACAGUGAAGAUACAGUGCAAUGCUCCAUCAUGCGUGUCAUUUAUUUGGGGGGAAAAAACAAUACAUUUCUUUUUAAACUGACAUGUUGCUGUUCUAAUAGAAAUAUCCCCGUGUAAAAGUGGAGGGGAAAGUUUGGUUCACGCCUUAUUGUGCAUUUUUUGGAGGGGUUGCAAAAAGUUGUGCUGUCAUACAUUUUGUUCACGGGCAAACUCUGGCACUUUAUAUAAUUGAGAAGGAGAGAUUAACAUAGCUCGGUGUGGAAUAAAAGGAAUAUAAUUAUGGGGUGGUUUUGUUAUAUCUGACCAUCACACACACAAAACACACACACACUCCCAACACACACACACACACACACACACACACACACAGUUUGUGUCCAAUCCACAUGUGCGUCAAGGCAAGUUUGCAGUUGAGGAGGUCGAUCGUGUGACUGCAAAAUGUCUGUAAAUAUUGAACCAUGUAGGUUAGAAUAUAUACGCCCAUGUCAAAGGUGAGUAAUGUAUUUGUCCAGGAGACGAUUUUGUAUAGCUAUUUCUAGUUGUAUAUGGACUCUAGUAAAUAUUUGAAAAUAUACGGAGAUGUACUUUGGAUUUUUUUGCUUUGACAUGUUAUGAAAUGUAUUGUGGGGAGUUCUAUUUAACCACGACCUUUCUUGUAUUUAGGGGUUUAUAUGAUUAGGCGCACUUUUGAAUUUAUUUGUAAGGUUUGGAAAUGAGUUACAGAUUACCCAGUCUUGUUUUUUUUAUUUUUUUUUAUUUAAGUAAGCAUGUUGUAAAGUGAUUUUAAUUUUACAAUGAUGUCAUUUUUUUUCUCCUUCUGAGAAUGGCUUUUUAUGUGAGCCACUCAAUAAAGUCAGUAUGGACUGAGAA
Messenger RNA from Syngnathus acus (greater pipefish), 3679 nucleotides. It is a transcript of the gene sp8b, whose product is annotated as sp8 transcription factor b. The transcript is spliced from 2 exons. The coding region runs from base 532 to 1839 and encodes 435 amino acids. Gene Ontology annotation, biological process: regulation of transcription by RNA polymerase II. NCBI's taxonomy places the organism in Eukaryota, Metazoa, Chordata, Actinopteri, Syngnathiformes, Syngnathidae. The record is from RefSeq and is a predicted model, not a curated record. Gene Ontology annotation, molecular function: RNA polymerase II cis-regulatory region sequence-specific DNA binding; DNA-binding transcription factor activity, RNA polymerase II-specific.